AUGCCAGUGCUCCUUGAUGAUGACACUAUAGUGUUAUCAACAGCGUCGACCCAUGAACGAACUCUUGGAGGCUUCAUAGGCGAGCUGGAUGCUAAAAGCGUGAGCGAAGCUCAGCGCUUUGUGGAUGAGCGAUUAGCCAUCACACGUAAAGUCCGUGACGCGAUGGCAAGCGAACAGGACAAGCAAAAAGAAUAUGCAGACCAGCAUGGUCGCAAAAACAAUGAACACUUUAUUGUGGGGGACAAAGUGCUAUUAAUGAUUGAAGAAGGUGGAGACCUAAAAUAUAGGCUCACUCUCCCACCGUAUAUGAAGACGCACCCCGUAUUUUACGUGAGUCGUCUGAAACGAUAUAUUGAUCCAGAAGAGAUCACAUAUCCACAUGGGUCUAACGAUACCGCUGCUGAUGUCGACUGUGAGUCGAGCGUCGCGGCCGAUCAGGCGACGAGGAAGCCGAGAGGCUCCCCGUAUACGAACGAGGCGAUAGAGGACUCGGGGAUCGAGGAAGACUCCGCGCUUGACGCGGGUCUCUCAUCACCAGUCGCUCUAGGAUGUCCAAACGGGUCUUCAGGCGGUCAUACCCCUGACGGUCCCUUGUCCUCACAUCGCGUAGAUCUGAGUUCAGUCGCGAGACUUGACUCUCGAGAUCUGCCACCUGCCUCUUCAGCGCAGCGGACUCAGCCUGCGACUGAACAGCAGCAGGGUAGUAGGUAA
Messenger RNA from Peronospora farinosa, 711 nucleotides. The record is from the annotation of a GenBank genome assembly. Lineage: Eukaryota; Oomycota; Peronosporomycetes; Peronosporales; Peronosporaceae.